AUGCUGCUGAUGCUGCUGCUGGUGCUGAUGCUGCUGCUGGUGCUGAUGCUGCUGCUGGUGCUGAUGCUGAGCUCCGGUCAUUCAGGAUGCUCUGCUGCCGCAGUCCGCUCAGUCCGCAUCCAGGGCGGCACUUCCCACCGCAGGACUGUUCAACUGCAGUGGAGUCCCGACGCCUCCGAGUCGUUGCAGAGCGGAAACAAGUUUCUGUGUUCAGACUUCAUCCUCGCCGUGGGCCACAACGCUGCCCGUUUUCUGUCAGCGCACGUUCUCGCCUCGGCAAACUGGGACGCCGUCGGACGUGCGCUGGUGUGGAACGAGAGGAGCCGAGCCGGAACUGGCCAAACCAGCGAAGAGUCGGCAUGUGUUUUCUACAGACACAAGGACAACCCGUCAGUUUUUGUUUGCCAAGUGACUUGCUACGUUGCAGAAGACCAGCUUUUUCAGUGGGCUGAAAAGGUGUUUGACUGUCUCCAAUCCAGAGAGCUGAAUGUGACCGUGCUGUCAGAUAGCUCCGUGGCUGAUUACAAGACAGCAGACUAUCUGAGCAGCAGCUCUGCUCCCUUCCUGCGAUCUCUCCACACCAGUGCUUUCAGUGAUCAACCUGUCUGCCAGUCACUGGAGCAGCCAAACAUAGUUACAGGGCUUCCAGCUGCAGUACUGAACCACUGCCAGGUCCACCGCAUCGCUGCUGUUGUUUACCAGUGUUACAGUGAUGUCAUUGGCCCCGACUCUGUCACCAUGGAGACCUAUAAACCUGCGCUAACCAAGCUUGGCAGGUCUAUACAGGUGGAUUCCACUCCAAACACAGACGUCCUACGCAAGUUUAUCAGAACCACAGAAAUUCAAAGUAAUCUUUAUAUCUAA
Messenger RNA from Nematolebias whitei (Rio pearlfish), 864 nucleotides. RefSeq names its product proteasome (prosome, macropain) assembly chaperone 1 (gene psmg1). Lineage: Eukaryota; Metazoa; Chordata; Actinopteri; Cyprinodontiformes; Rivulidae. Gene Ontology annotation, cellular component: endoplasmic reticulum. Gene Ontology annotation, molecular function: proteasome binding. The transcript is spliced from 7 exons. Gene Ontology annotation, biological process: proteasome core complex assembly. Bases 1 to 864 code for a protein of 287 amino acids. The record is from RefSeq and is a predicted model, not a curated record.